UUUAGUUGCAAAUGGCUGCACAGUGCCAGAGACUGUGCUCAGUAUGAGGCCUUCGUGAAGACGUUCCCUUAUUUCUAAGCAAAGUUGAGUGAGGUUUUUUUUUUAUCGUAUCGUGAUAAUGUCCUGAUACUGGGCUUGCAAGGGAAUCUAUUGGACAUCUCUUUAUUACUUGAGUGACGCAGGGUCAGAGGGAACCUCAUUCAUGUGGAUUAAUAGAACUCGUUUGCAAUAUACCAGUGGCAAUCAAAGAGAGAAUCAAAAGAUGCCUUCCAAUUCGUUCCCAUCGAUGAAUACGUAAAACAGGAGGAAGAGGAAAAAGCACCAGGCGAAAGGAUACAACCGUCUCCAGAUCUACUAGCGAGCGUUAAAGAAAAAGAACUAGCAGAACAAUGAUGGUGAUAGGAAUAAUUCUGAUUUUUUUGCUGCUUGUUCUGUUGAUUCUCUUCUUCCUGAAACAACUCUGGUCCCGAAGACAUUUGCCUCCUGGUCCUUUGGCUCUGCCACUCAUUGGGACCUUCCUGUCAUUUGGGCUUUGGCUGCAUGAAGAUUACUUCCUUAAGCCUGUAAAACGAUAUGGAAAUAUUUAUUCCUUGUGGUAUGGGCAACAACUGAUGGUAGUGCUGUCUGGGUUCAAAGCUGUGAAAGAAGGAAUGACCAAUUUCCCAGAAGAAUUCUCAGUUCGAGUAGAGACUGCGUUCAUGAAUGAUUUUGGGAAAAGAAAGGGAAUUAUUCUUUCCAACGGCCACACCUGGAAACAGCAGCGACGUAUUGGCGUCACUUCUCUGCGGAAGCUGGGCCUGGGGAAGAAAAGCAUUGAGCAUCAGAUAGAAGAUGUGGCUCAGUCUUUGGUGGAGAUCUUUAGACAAACAGAAGGGCAGCCAUUUGACCCUUCAUUUUCAAUCCUAAACGCAAUUUCUAAUGUCAUAUGUGCUUUGAGCUUUGGACAUCGGUUUGAUCUUGAAGACGAAAACUUCCAGAAGCUGGUUCAAGCCCUUAAAAUUAUUUUGAAUUUCAUUGGUAACUCUUUUCAUGUGCUGUAUGAUUUGUUCCCACAAUUAAUGAGGUACCUCCCAGGCCCUCACAAGAAAACCCUGGCUUCUGUGGAUAUUAUCCAUGCGUUUGCAAAGCUGGAAAUAGAGAAACACAAGGAAUCUCACUCUCUGCACGAGCCACAAGAUUUCAUUGAUUACUAUUUCCUUCAGAUGGAGAAGAGCAGGAAUGACCCCGACUCUACCUACAGUGAAGAGAACCUGGUUCAGUGUAUUUUCGAUUUCUUUACUGCUGGAACAGACACAACUUUUACAACUAUGAUGUGGGCACUGCUUCUCUUGACAAAUCACCCCGACACCCAAGAGAAAGUCCAGAAAGAGAUUGAAGAUGUGUUUGGUUCCUCGGGGUCAAUAUCCUAUCAGGAUCGGAAGAAGCUGCCCUAUACCAACGCUGUCAUUCAUGAAAUGCAGCGUUUAAAAUAUGUCUUGCUAUAUGGGGUUCCCAGGCAAAGCGCAAAGGAUGUGACAAUGAGGGGAUAUCACAUUCCAAAGGGGACCGUUAUUGUCCCAGACUUGCGCUCCGUUCUUCUUGAUCCUGAAAAAUGGGAGACACCUGAAGAAUUCAACCCAAAUCACUUUUUAGAUAAGAAUGGGAAGUUCAUUGAACGGGAAGAGUUUCUGCCCUUUGGAAUAGGUCUACGUGUCUGUGUGGGACAGCAGCUGGCAAGAACUGAGAUCUUCAUCCUUCUGACCAGCUUGUUGAGGGCCUUCAGCUUCCGGUUGCCUGAAGGAGUGAAAAAACUCAACGAAACCCCUGUUGCAGAGAUAUCAACGCAUCCCCACCCUUACAAAUUGUGUGCUAUUCCCACACAGGCGUAAACUUUUAAAAACACCAUAAAAUAUUUGCAGAUUUAUUUGCAUAUUUGCGUGAAAAUAUUUGCAGAUCACUUGCAUCCUGGACAUAAACUGUUUCAACUCCUACCCUCAAAACGACGCUAUAGAGCACUGCACACCAGAACAACUAGACACAAGAACAGUUUUUCCCCGAAGGCCAUCACUCUGCUAAACAAAUAAUUCCAUCAACACUGUCAGACUAUUUACUGAAUCUGCACUACUAUUAAUCUUCUCAUCGUUCCCAUCACCAAUCUCUUUCCACUUAUGACUGUAUGACUAUAACUUGUUGCUGGCAAUCCUUAUGAUUUAUAUUGAUAUAUUGACCAUCAAUUGUGUUGUAAAUGUUGUACCUUGAUGAAGGUAUCUUUUCUUUUAUGUACACUGAGAGCAGAUGCACCAAGACAAAUUCCUUGUGUGUCCAAUCACACUUGGCCAAUAAAAUUCUAUUCUAUUCUAUUCUAUUCUAUUCUAUUCUAUUCUAUUCUAUUCUAUUCUAUUCUAUUCUAUUCUAUUCUAUUCUAUUCUA
Molecule: messenger RNA, 2409 nt
Organism: Ahaetulla prasina
Lineage: Eukaryota; Metazoa; Chordata; Lepidosauria; Squamata; Colubridae
Product: cytochrome P450 2J5-like
Exons: 10
Coding region: 390-1868 (492 amino acids)
Biological process (GO): arachidonate metabolic process; xenobiotic metabolic process
Cellular component (GO): cytoplasm; intracellular membrane-bounded organelle
Molecular function (GO): oxidoreductase activity, acting on paired donors, with incorporation or reduction of molecular oxygen, reduced flavin or flavoprotein as one donor, and incorporation of one atom of oxygen; iron ion binding; heme binding
Source: RefSeq, a predicted model, not a curated record